CCCCCUGUCCCAUCUGCAGAAGAAGGGGCAGGAAUGGUGGAGGCCCAGAGCCUCCAACCUGUAGGAAGAGGGAGGGUACAUAGUCUGGGAGUCUGGACAGACCAUCUGAGGUUGGGAGGUGGGGGACACAAGUGGCCAGAGCCUCUAGAGGGUGCCUGGGGCUGGGGCCUGGCCUACAGAGGGCUGGCCUUCUCACUCAGGCAGCUUGCCAGCCCCCCAUCCCUAAGCCCCCUAACCUCCUCCACCAGCUGUCUCCAUCCCUUACGUACCACCACCUUCAGAAUAGGAAGAGGAAGGCUAAUAAGAAUAGUGAUAUCUGUAGAGUCCUUUCUCCAUGUCCAUAUUUCUUCCUUAUAUUCAUGAUCUUAUUUAAUGCUCACAGCACUGCGGAAGAUUAAUUGCUCCUACUUUGCAGGUGUGGAAACCAAGGCCUAGAGCUAUUAAAUGGCUUCCUCAGUGCCACACAGGUAGAGAGUGGCAGUGCCAAGAGUAUUGUGGGGAAGUGGGGCAGACGCAAAAUAGUCUCCUGGGGAGGUGCUGGGGAGGUACAAAGCAUCUCCAUCCUCCUCCCACAGUUAAAAGAAGAGGGAGGUUGUGCUUAAGGGUGACUGCCCCUUAUUGGGGGCAGUGGCCCAAUGACCAGGAAGGGAUAGUGGGUGGCUGAUGACAUAGACAGACCCUGAGGCAGCAAGAGGCAUGUGACCAAUUCCUUAGGUAAUAUCACCACCAGCAUGGUUGCCAUGGAGUCACCAACUCAUGGUGACCUUGCGUGUUGUACAGUAGAACUGUUCCAUAGGCUUUUUAAGGCUAUGACCUUCCGGAAGCAGACUGACAGGCCUUUCUUCUGAGGUGUCCCUGGGUGAGUUCAGUUAGUAAUUGAGCGCUUAACCACUUUGCACCACCUAGGGACCCCUGGAUAUAUCACAGCAGGAGCAAAUUCCCCAGGAUAUUUCAUGCAACCCCACUUCCUCCUGCCUUAAUCCCAUAGUGCCUGACACUGAACCAUUGGUCACCUCCAUCAACCCAGCAGGGAGGGUGGCACUUCCAAAGCCAGGGGAAGUGAUCUGAUGAUAGCUUCCUUGGCUUCUUUUGUCCCCCUCUAGGCUGGAGCCAGAGGCAUGGUGAUCUCCCCUGGGUUGGGUCGUGAGCAGGUGGGAGUCUAGGCCUACCUGAACCUCUUCCUAGGGUGUGGACAGUGUCCGAGCCCCCACGGAGAGCAGGCUGGGCUUUAUCUGAUAGGUGGAGCAGACAACAGUGGGAUUUUCAGGGAAGGAGAGAUGGCCCCUCACUGGGUAUGUGGAAAACAGUACCUGGAAGUCAACUGUGUGAGGAGGCCCCGAUCAUGAACUUGUCCUCUAAACGGGUUCCUGACACCCAGGAUGAACACCAGAUGCCAGAGCUUUGGCUAUGGGUGGAAGCAGUCCAGGGCAGAGCAGAAGUCAAGGCCAGGAACCAGAGCCCCCACAGCACGGAGGGCUAAGCCAAAGGCUAUAUAUUCAGGCUAUUCCAGAUACCAUCUGGACGGCGCUGGACAGGAUCCAGGAUUCAACCACUUCUUAAACCUCUACUGCUACUAGACUCAGUCACACCACCCUUUUUUUUUUUCUUCCUACAUUAUUGCAGUAUCCGCCAAAUACCGUAAGCACAUUUCUGCCUUAGGACCUUUGCACUUGUGUUUCCUUUUGCAGACCUAUAAUCCUGUCCCCCAGAUCUUUGCAUGCCUGAGUCCUUUGGGUCUUUACUCAAAAGCCUCCCUUUUGGGUAGGCCUUACCUGACCACUCUAUCUGAAAUUUAAAACCCCUCCCCUAACAUUUCACAUUUCCCUGCUUUAUUUUUUUUCUCAUCAGCCCUUACUGCUGUCCAGCCUAUCAUACAUUUUACUCAUUUAUCUUGCUUAUCACGUAAGCUUCCUGAGAGUAGGGAUUUCAGGCUAUUCUGUUCAUCACAACAUCCCCUGGCCUAGGAGAGUGUCAAACACACCAUAGGUGCUCAGAAAACAUUGCUGAGUUGGGGGGAUGGCGUAAGUCAUCACUGGGCCAUAUAGUCUGGGUUUUCAGGGUGGACAGGGAGUCCCAAGAUAUGGGAAGACCUGAGCUGGCUCUGCCUGGGGAGGGUAGAAAGUGCGAAGGUGUUGUGGGGAGGGAGGAUGCUCAUCUGUCCCAGCCACACAGUUUCACCAGAAGUGUGUUUACUAAAAGGGUGGUGUGACCAGAGGCCUCCUGGAGAAACCCUUAAGCCCCCUGGGCGUGCAUUCUUGCCUUGCCUUUCACUACUGCUGUGAGCUUGACAGGUGACCUUGUGUCUCAGUGGCUUAGCUUCCUCAUCUUUCAUAGACAGUUAACAAUAGUGCCUACCACACAAGGUUGUUAUGAGGGUAAACUGAGCCGACAUUUUGUAAAGUUCUCAGAAUGGAGCCCAGUAUAUAAGUGCUUUAGAAGUGUUUUGUAACUUUUAAAAAUAUUAAGUGGCCAGACUUCCUCUCAUGUUUAAUCAAAAACACCUUGUCAUUAAAGGAGCUAAAAUGAAACAUUAAAUAUUAAAUAAGUCAUGCAUAUGUAUUAAUGGAAUAGCCAGGUGGUUCAUGUUGCCACCUUUGUCACCAGUCCUGGCCUGGAAUCAGGAGGGCUUCCUGGAAGGAGGGAUACCAGAGCUGCAACCUGAAGCAUGAGGAGAAAUUGGCCCAGAGAACGGGGAGGAGAGCGCUCGGGGCAGAGGGAACCAAAGGUGCAAAGGCCCAGAGAUCUGGGUCUGAUAGAGGGCCUGGGCAAAGUUAGGUAUGGCCAGACAGUAGCAAGGAGGUGGUGAACAGAGAUGUUAGUGUGGAGAUGUGUCUGACUUGUUUCUUUCGCAUUUGGAUAUUCAACCCUUGAGCACCUACUGUAUGUUGGGCACUGUUCUGGGUGCUGAGGAAACAUUGGAGAACAAACUGUACAGAAGUCUGUGCCCUGGAGGAUCUGACCUUUGAAGGGGAGAAACAGAUUUUAACAAGUUAAACGAGUAAAAUACAUGGUCUGUUCAGUCAGAAUUCGACUCAAUGGCAAUGGGUUUAGUUUUUAUAGAAGGUAGCAGAUGCUCUGGAGAAAAUAUUGCCGGGAUGGGAGUUAGGGUUUAGUAGAAGUAAAUAUUUAAUACAGUGGGCAAAAUUAGGAAGGCCUCAGUGAGAAAGUAACAUUGGAGCAAGACCCUUGUUUAAAAUGAGGUAAAGGUAGCAAGCCAUUGAUAUCUCUGGCAAAGGUGCAGUCUUUUUUUUUUUUUUUAAAUGAAAGAUAAUUAAAUCAUGAGAAAUGGACAUAUAUUUUACAUUUGAAAUAAAAUGGAACAAAAAUGCAUAUAUGCUCAAUGGUUAAAUGUGAAAUCCUACAUAUUCACAGUUAGUCUGUUUCUUUUGAUUGAAGUCUUCUCUCAGACCAUUGCUCUUUCUGCAGUUUCUAAGACUGAGACUAAUUAUUAAUCUUGGAUUUACAACAUGGCUCUUUCUUUUCUAAGCAGAGGAUGACAUCAUCCUUCCCCUCCAGUUGUUUCUACCAGAUAAACUGUCACUCUUAACCUAUCACUCCACUGCCAUGACAGCCUCAGUCUCACAAUGUCCUGGCCUGGUCCCUCUGUUUCACCGUCAGCUGGCCAUUCAUUUCUGUAAUCCAGAGUGUCCCUCCGUCUCACAUUCAUAAACCUGCACAACGGGAGCCUAAACACACCUUUAACAUGAUGAUUUGACUCCUAGUUUUACAUCUAAACCCUCCUCAAAUGCUCUCAUUCGUAAUUACACCAUAUUGUAGGUGUGCUGAAUUUUUAAAGAUAACAGCAUUUGUUUUUACAGCUUGAGUCAGGACUGGCUGCUAAUGGAUUUCGUCUCUAGGACCAAACAAAUUGAUGAGUGUGGGCUUGAGACAGCGUUUGGACUUAAAGAGAAUAGAGAUGGCCUAGCAAUGUCAGCAGUGGGAGCGGUAAGGGAAAUCAAGACGCUGCCAACUUGGCAACAAAAAUUUAAGAUCAGAAUGAUGGCUGGCCUUUAUCGGGCAUCUUUGGGGAAUGAAUAAAUUCACACAAAUUAAGAUUCCAAACAACCAGGUUUUUUUAUUACUUCCUUUUUAAUUGUUAGGUGGGAAACCAGAUAAUCCCACUUACAGAAGUGAAUGUAAAGUACGGGUAAGUGAGCCCUGAAAGAGAGUCUGAGAGACUUUCUAGGCUUAAAGUCCACAAGCCUUAGUGCGUGAACUUUGGCUUCAAAAUUGUAUUGCUUGGUUGAUUGUUCAUUUAGACUAUUGACAAUUUGGAUGCUCUUUUUUUUUAUUUUUAAACCAAAAUUCCCAGUUCUUGAUCCUGCUGAUAACCUGCCUGGGGACCCACUCUCUCCGCUACCACUACCUGGCCCUGUCAGAGCCAGGCCCGGGCCUCCCCCAAUUUCUGGCUGUGGGCUAUGUGGACGACCAGCCCUUCAUCCGGUAUGACAGUCGCGUGGGCAGGGCCCAGUCCCAGGCCCCGUGGAUGGUGCUCGUGGACACCCAGUACUGGGAGAGGGAGACCCAGAAGCAGAGGGGCUGGGAGAAGGUGCAGCAGGUGGAGAUGUGGACCGUGAUGGGCUACCACAACCUCAGCAGCGGCAAGCACAGCGCUCAGCGUAUGUUUGGCUGCGAGAUUCAGGAGGAUGGCCGCUCCAACAGUUUCUGGCAGUUUGGCUUCAAUGGGCAGGACCACCUGUCAUUGGACCUGGAUACACUGAGCUGGGUGUCAGCCCAUCCUGUGGCCUUACGAACAAAGCGCUGGUGGGAGACAGAGCGCUGCUACGCCCAGUACGACAAGGCGUAUCUGCAAGGCCUCUGCCUCACCUCGCUGCGCAGGUACCUGGAGCUAGGAGGCCAGAGUCUGACUCGCACAGAGCCACCCAAGGUACAGGUGACAUGGCACAUAGGCCAGGAUGGCAGGGUCACACUGAAGUGCUGGGCCUUGGGCUUCUACCCACAGGACAUCUCCCUGAGCUGGUGGCUGAGGGGAGAGGAGCUGGCCCUAGAGACUGAGCACGUGGAGACGCGUCCCAGCGGGGAUGGCACCUACCAGAAGUGGGCAGCCGUGCAGGUGCCUGCUGGGGAGGAGUCCGGGUACACCUGCCACGUGCAGCACCCGGGCCUGAACCAUACACUCACCAUGACCUAUGAAUCACCGUCUCAUCCAAGACUUAUUGCCGACUUGGUUAUCUUCAGCAUCCUGGUCACCAUAUCCCCAGUGGCUGCAGUUGUGAUCUGGAUCAAGAAGAAACCUUCAGCCAGGGAUAAGGAAUCUUACCAGCAAGCCCCAGGUGAAGAGGACCUCCAUAAAUCCCAAAGCACCUCAAGAGUAGUGACUAUUCAGCAUCUCUGCUGACCAAAGCUCACUGUUACAAGACCUAGGAGGUGUUUGGAGGGGGCCUGGAGACCACCAAGCUCUUCUCAUCCCAUCAGCCUGGUUUCAAGUGGUCUGGGUCACUGAGUUAAGCAUUGUCAUCUUCCUUAAGUCCUUUUAAAAAUCCAGUUGUUUCCUGUUGGGAGGGUGGGGAAGAGGGCAGUAGUAAUCAUUCUGCAGAUACAUUUGACACUUGACAAUUUGCAGAACGAUUUCAUUUAAGUGUAAAUCGCACUUGACUCUUGACAUCCUGUAAGUUUGGCGAUGUUAUUCUCAUCCCCACUUCCCCAACAUAGACACCAAGGCUUAGGGCAGUUAAGGAAGAAUCAGAAUACUAGGAGUUAUAGGGCGCAUCCUACAUUCAUAUGCCAGCAACUGGAAGAAUCGCCUCUUUUUAUAGAUAUGUUCUUGUAUGUAUGUACGUAUGAUCUCCUUUCAUAAAAAAAAUAAGAGUGUUGAGGGGUGUGGGGGGGCCUGGGAGGUAAUGAGUAUAUGUGGAUGUACGUAGGGGUGUGAAGGGGUAGAGUUGACUGUCCGUGUUUGUGUGAGAAGAAAAUCAUCCAAAUUUCUUCAGCUAACCCUGGGCAGCUAGAGGAUGAGAAAUGACACGGUACAUAUUUUGUACAGGUUUGAAUUUUUACAAUGAGCACCUGUUACUUUUACCAUAAGGAAAAGACCUUUUUUGCUGUGUCCUGUGGAAAUGCUUUAAGUGUGUGAUCUGGGGGAAGGCCCACCCUCACCUUGCCUGCAUUUUCAGCAAAGCAGAAACCCAUGUCUGCUUUGUGAACAAGAAUCUCUGUGGGGCUACACGUCUUUGUUUAUUUAGAAAGAGUCACAGCCUCAGUCACAGGCCGCAUGAUGCAUAAAGCCUGGGAUUCGGACACAGAGGAGGUGAGAGCCCCGGGGAGGAAACCUCCACUGUCGUGAGUGCCCAGAGGACCUCAGGGCCAGCUCGUGCCCUCUCAUCCACCCAGGAGGAAACUUGAGGCCAAUCCCUUCCAGGGCAUCCUCUCCCUCUCCCACCCAAUUCAUUCCUGCCCCCAGAGAGCCAGCUUAGACCCGAAGGCAUGAGGGAACCUCCGUGUAGGAACUUCUGAAACUCCGUGUCCUACAGCUCUGACAGAACACAGCCCAAGGACAUGAGAGACUUUUGACUCUAGAAAAAGUUUCAGCCUGCUUUGGUGGACUGCAUGACCUCAGCAGCGAGCUGUCAGAUUUUAUUGAAAGACGUGUCUUAAAUGUCUCUCUCAGUGACACUGUCACAAACUGUGUAUACUGUGCUGAUUGAUCAUGUGCCAAACAGGAUUCUAAUCACUUUACAUGUACUGUGCAGUAGAAUUAAUAACGCUGUGCUACAGGGGAAGGAACUGAGGCCCAGAGAGGUCAAGUGUCUGUCCCAGGGUCCCACAGCCCUGAGAGCCGGGAUGUGAGGUCACACAAUCUGGCUGCAGUCUGGGUGCCUCACCACUGAACCAAAAGCCUCAAUUACCGCUGCACCAUUCUGUAAAAGGGUAGGUAAGUACAGAUCUACAAUCCCUUAUCCAUAAUUCUGAAAUCCAAAAACCAGGUUUAAUUUUGGGAUCAAAACAUAACCCAAGCCGAAGUCACGCUAUUCAUACUCUAUUUGCUCCCUUUAGUGUGCCUCUUCACAGUUUUCUGCAGAAAUAUUUAUGUAUUUGGUUAUGGGGUAUCACCCCAUGCCCCUCUGGAAAUGUUAAGUAAUAUCCAGCAUCUGCAUUUCAGUACUUUCUAAAGUCCAAAGAAUUCUAAAUUCAGAAAUAGGUCUGGCCCCAGGGAUUAUGGACAUGUAUUAAUAAGGUUUUGUAGUAAUAAACAUGUUUUACUUUGGUUGGUAGAAGCACAGUUGUCUGGCUGUACCAUAUGACUGGGAUCCUGGCCCAAGGCAGGUCUAUCCCCCCACCACCAAGGAGAAGUAUGAGUACCCAGGUGGAUCCUCAGGGUUCCUUCAGUCCAAACGUACUUAGGGCCUCCUGAGCAGAAGAGGAAUUUUCUUCCAUGGGGGCUUCAAGGUGUUUAGGGAAAAACAGGUUGGAAGAGGUGUUCCUGGCUGGCCACAUCUCACUUCCCAAAUGGUACAGCUGUGCCAUUUUCUGUGCUGCUGCCCCAAGACUUCAGGCUCCGCAGAUCCCCAGACCGCAGCAGACCUUACCCAUCUCCCACCGCCAGCCUUGAGUCCUGCCCAGACAGGCACAAACCUUCGACCCAUGGGUUACAGGGCUUUUUUGAUGAAGUUUUGUAGAACUGAAGGGAGCCUGAGACAGAGGCACCUCAUUCCACUGUGUCUCACUUCUGUGAAAUGCGAGCCUUGGGCUGAAUGCGGUGUUGAAGUUCCCUUCCAGCUUUGCACUUCUCUGUGUCCAGGACCCUGAAUAUCUAUGGGGCUUUGGGAUGGUAGAACCAUCUCUCCCAGAUAAGGAGAAAGGGCAGACAGGGGUCUUGGGCUGGUACGGUACCAUAUUCACACCAUGGCCCCUACAGGACAGCAGUAGAGCCCAGGCCGCAUGCCACCCAAAGAGUACGGUCCCUUCAUCUUUCCAAUUGACCUCAUUGGUAACUUGGUUUAGAAACUGCCUAAGAGCAAGGACCUUGCCCUUUGUAUCUGUCCUGGAAAUGCAUCAGCAAACCCUUGUUUUUGGACUUCCUGGACUUUUCCUCUGGCUUUCCUAACAUUGGUCGGUGGUCAGCGUAGGCCCCUCUGUCCACCUAGCCGCCGACCUUCUCCCUAAGGUAUGCCAUCCCCAAGGAGAGAGCUCCAAGAACAGACUGGUGGACAGGGAAGGCUUCAACCAGAAGUGCCCAAAGGAGAGGGGACAGGGUCACUAUACCAUUGCCCUUUCCUGGGGGGGCAUUCCUCUGCUUUCCUGAGUCCUACUCAGCCCUUCUCCAAAUGCAGCAGUGCACACUCUGACUCUUGUCCGGAAGGGCCAUCAGAAUCUGCCGCCUUCUCCCUCUGCUGCCGUCUGACCCUCGGAGUGUCUGUGUCUCAUCAUUCCUUAACUGAAUUAUGAGAUCCUUGGUAUCCUUCAGGCCACUGCUUUAACUUUCUCCCUUAUAGGAUAGUGAGUAUUCAUAAAAUAUAUUUUAGAACUAAUGGGGUCCUAGAGAGCACCUCUACAAGCCGCUGAUAAUUUUACACACACCCUCACCCUAUUACGCUGCUUCGCUCUGUUGAAGUUGUGCAGCCUCUCUCUUACAGAAUUUACCAUUGCUUAUGUAAGGUUUUUUUUUUUUUUUUUGGUUUUUAUGUAAGAGUCAUUUCUGCCCAGGCUGGGAGCUCUCUAGAGUGCACAUCUUUCACUCAUUUAACACUCACCCGGCUUAUAUUAGCCUACGUCUCUUGCACCUGCCAAAAUGAGGGUGAACAUGAUCUGACCACCACCACAUACCAAUUAGUACAUGAACCCAGGGGUUUGGAGUCUAAUUCCAUGGAGGGGAUAACAAGCCUGGAAAGCAUGGAGGUCCCCUCUGACGCAUUUCUGUUUACCCUUUUUAUGGUGUUAUGGAAGAAGGCACUCAUUGUUAGGUGCCGUUGAGUGAAUUUUCAACUCAUAGUGACCCCAUCUGACAGAGCUGAACUGCCCCAUAGCGUUUUCUAGGCUGUAAUCAUUCUCACACGGACCUUCUGAGUGCAUUCAAACCUCCAAUUUUUCAGCAGCCAAGCACUUAACCAUCGUGCCACCAGGGCUCCUUUUGGCCUCAUUUCCGUCUCCCUGCUUAGCCGUGGCUGGUCAGCAGUCUCAACCAAAGACAAGUGCUCCAGGCCCAGUUGAACCAGCCUGAACACCUGCCUCUCUCCAGUUCCUCCUUCAGCCACUCCUGCCAGGAGAGAAACGUGUGAGGGGACAGAAGGCAAAUCCAGAGGGAAUUCAUCUUAGCCCUGAGUGUCCCUCCACAACCACCACAGUCUCCUGAGUGGGCAGGCAGGCAGGCAAGUGAGGAGGAUUCUGAGCACUUUUGGAAACUGACAAGUGGCCUGAGAACCUGGCAGGGUCAUGAGGGCAGCUUUGCAGGGGGUCUUCCUCUCUGUCCCCAGAUGGAAGACUCUUGGGGAAAUCAGCAUCCUCAUCCAGCAGGGCAUAGACUUUGUGUCCUGAGGGCUCUGCCACCUGGCUGCACCUGAGUACUGCUUCUUCCCUCAGCCCUGAGCAGAGCUGGCACUGGCUCAACUCCAGGAGCUCCACCCACAACCUGCCCCUCACUCCCCCCUCAUCCAGCCUUCCAAGCCCAGUAAUCACCCCUACCCUGAUUUCCCCACAGUGCAGGGUCUGCCGUGCAAGGGGGGCAGGCCAUGAUCUUCUCUACUAAUGGAUCUAACUCAGCUUUCUGGUCCUUAAGCAACCCUGAGAUACAUCCACACUGUCAUGGAUUGAGUUAUGUCCCCCAAAAAAUAUGUGUAUCAAUUGGGCUGGGCCCUGAUGCCCGGUAUUGUGUGAUUUUCCUAUAUGUUGUAAAUCCUACCUCUAUGAUGUUAAUGAGGGAGGAUGGGCAGCGGUUGUGUUAGUGAGGCAGGACUCACCCUACAGGAUUGGACUGUGUCUUAAGGCAAUCUCUUGAGGUACAGAAGAUAGAAGGGGGGGGGGGCAGCGUGCUCAUACCACCAAGAAAGCAGCACCAGAAGCAGAGGGCGUCUUUUGGACGUGGAGUCCCUGAGCCUGAGAAGCUCCUCGACAAGGGGAAGAUUGAGGACAAGGACCUUCCUCCAGAGCUGACAGAGAGAGAAAGCCGUUCCCUGGAGCUGACACCCUCAAUUUGGACUCGUAACCUACUACUACACUGUGAGAGAGUAAAUUUCUCUUUGUUAAAGUCA
Loxodonta africana (African savanna elephant) is the source of this 10205-nucleotide messenger RNA. Its product is annotated as H-2 class I histocompatibility antigen, Q10 alpha chain-like. The coding region runs from base 4487 to 5359 and encodes 290 amino acids. Gene Ontology annotation, biological process: immune response. The transcript has 7 exons. The record is from RefSeq and is a predicted model, not a curated record. NCBI's taxonomy places the organism in Eukaryota, Metazoa, Chordata, Mammalia, Proboscidea, Elephantidae. Gene Ontology annotation, cellular component: external side of plasma membrane.